AACCUAUUGACGGCACAGUCCUUCCUCCCACCACAACACAGAUCAGCUGUUCGUCAAGAUGAGGCUGGUAAUCCUUGACAACUAUGAUGCUGUCAGUGUGUGGGCAGCAAAGUACAUACGGAGGAGAAUCCUGGCAUUUAAACCAGGGCCUGACAAAUUCUUCACCCUAGGGCUCCCCACAGGUAGUACACCUUUGGGUACAUACAGGAAACUAAUAGAGUACUAUAAAGCUGGGAACCUGUCCUUCAAGUAUGUCAAAACAUUCAACAUGGAUGAAUAUGUAGCAAUACCACGUGAUCAUCCAGAGAGCUACCACUCAUUCAUGUGGAACAACUUCUUUAAGCACAUCGACAUUGAUCCAGCAAAUGCCCACAUUCUCGACGGAAAUGCAGUAGAUGUCCAGAAGGAGUGUGAUGAUUAUGAGAAGAAGAUUGCAGAGGCUGGUGGGAUAGAACUUUUUAUAGGAGGUAUUGGACCUGAUGGCCACAUUGCCUUUAAUGAGCCAGGAUCCAGUCUGGUGUCAAGGACCAGGAUCAAGUCACUAGCUCAGGACACCAUUCUAGCUAAUGCCCGCUUCUUUGGAGGAGACUUAUCCAAGGUUCCUCACCAGGCACUGACUGUUGGGGUUGGUACUGUCAUGGAUGCUAGGGAGGUGAUGAUCCUGAUUACAGGAGCCCACAAGGCGUAUGCCCUCCACAAAGCCAUUGAGGAGGGUGUGAGUCACAUGUGGACAGUGUCCGCAUUCCAGCAGCACCCCCGCACCAUCUUCCUUUGUGACGAGGAUGCAACCCUUGAACUGAAGGUGAAGACGGUCAAGUAUUUCAAGGACAUCAUGAAAAUUCAUAACGAAAUGAUUGAAAGCACUGAAGAUCUGGAGGAAGAUGGAAAAUAAUUCCAGUAGCAUUAUCUUUUGAUUGUGUCAUUUGAAACAAUUGCAAUAUGAGAGAGGAAGUAUCAAUACUAGAAUGAGAGUGAAGUAUUUUUUCAAAUAUCACUUUUUUUGUUAAAUUUCAGUUGUGAAAUAGGAAAGAAUGGAUGUAUAGAAAAUUAUAAAACAGUAGACCUUCUAUAUCCAUAGUUGUAACUUCUCGGUUAUUAUCACUUUAAAGUAAAAUAAAACUUGUAAUUUGCUAUGAAUUAAUAAUUUGAUCAAGACUGGGAUUUCACAGAAUUCUAAUAUUAUUAACUGUAUGAACAAUCAUGCAGCAGUAAUUGUCAAGAUGACAACACUUCCUCAUCUUUCAAUACAACUUUUGUUAAAUAGUCUUUCCCUAGGCUAGGAAGAAGCGUGGAUGUGUAUAUGUUAGGAGAGAGAUAGACUUUAUGUACAUGUAUAACUAGUAUAGUUGUUUUAUCUAGUCCAAUCAAAUAUGGUCUGAGAAAUAUGAAUGUUAUGAGUGUUGUGAUUGCAGUACGAAAUAUUUUACUGACAACAUGCUUUAAUUCUGACGUAAACAUUCCUAUACAUUAUUUUUGAAAUGUAUAUAUUCUGCAUGUAAAAAUGUUUUCAUAGAAGAAAUCAAUACAAUGCCUAAAGUGAUACCAUCAGCAUUAAGGGCCAUGGCAUUACAACAUCCACAUGAUAUACACUACAAUUUAAUUGAAUCCUCAAAUAGCUAAUGCUGUUCGAAUGCUUCAUGGUGUUUCAAUUGGCUGAUUAAGUCGACACGAAAUGUUAUCAUAAUGUGAAAUGGAAAUUUUUAUCUCAUUUUAAAAUGCUUUUCUACACAAUAAAAUAAUAAAAAAUUUGCAGAAUCAAUUGAAAACAUAAGAAUCUUUUAUUUACAAUGUAUUAGUUGUAAUUAUAAUUAUCCAUUUAUUGUAUAUCUACAGUGUAUAAUAAUGUACAAUAUAUUAAUUAUGUUGCUGUAUACUUGGGAUAUUGUUGACUAUGUUUAAAGUGAAAACUUCCUGUCACACAGAGUUCAUUAUUCAUUUAUUAUGAAGAUAAAAUAAACAUAUUCUGCUGUAGAUACUGUAUUUUUUUAAGUCAAACGUACUAGAUCAGAAUCUCCUUAUUUUCUGUAUGUGGCUAUCAAAGAUCUCGUUUAAGAUUCCAGCGGAACGUGGGUUUCUAUACACUGUUGGUUAAUGGUGUUGUGUAUCAAUAGCAGCUGUAUUAAAACUGCUUGUUUUUAUGUACAGGUAUAUCAGAUCCCCAUGUAUAUAUUGUUGAUGCACAUCAUUUAAAUUCUGAUUAAUUAAUAUUUAGUCAUUUGUUCAGAAAUCCUUUAAUGUCUUAGGUAAUGAUCAUUAUUUAAUGUUUUUAUUGUUUUUAGAAGCAAGAUAAUUUAUAUAUGAUUGUACUUACAGUUCUGUCAUUAUUUUGUUGUAAAUUUGUAUGUAGAUAAAAUAGAGUAUAUCUAAGUUCAUAUAGUAGUGCAUUAGGUAUAUACAUAUAAGUACCUGUAUAAAAUAAAUACUGGCAUCUAGAAACAUAUUAAUCAUAAAUAAAAUAACAUUUCUUGCCAAACUAACAUUUAAAGCCAAAAGGUAUAUGCUGUAACAUAUAAUAUUCUGACGUUAACCUUGCCAGGAAAGUCUACACAGGUUUAAAAGCAAUACUAAGAAAUAGAAAAGAUGGGACCGACAGAAUUUAUUUGAAAAAGAAGAGAUUUUAAUUCCCUGGGAUCAGUAAUUUGACUGGUAGGCAUUUUUAGUACAUGACAAUUUCUUUUUUUAAGAUAAACUGCCAAAAAAUGACCACAAUUAUAUGAAGGAAGUAUAUAAAGACUGGUUAGGACAUAAAUUAUACAUUAUUGUACCUCCAAAAUCAUGCCUCUUUUAUGUUAGUAUUUUUAUUUUAAGUGAAUAUAUACAUAUAUAUAUAUAUAUAUUUGUGUUCUUGUUACAGUUUAGUUUGUUACGACAGGUACGUACGUAACUGUCCUGGACUGUGCGCUGAUUUCUUUGGUGCUGCGUUACUAAAGUUAUAUAGGAGCUAUAAUAAAUGUUAAUUGCUAA
Molecule: messenger RNA, 2964 nt
Organism: Pecten maximus
Lineage: Eukaryota; Metazoa; Mollusca; Bivalvia; Pectinida; Pectinidae
Product: glucosamine-6-phosphate isomerase 2-like
Exons: 6
Coding region: 59-892 (277 amino acids)
Biological process (GO): D-glucosamine catabolic process; N-acetylneuraminate catabolic process; carbohydrate metabolic process
Cellular component (GO): cytoplasm
Molecular function (GO): glucosamine-6-phosphate deaminase activity; identical protein binding
Source: RefSeq, a predicted model, not a curated record